This is a messenger RNA of Rhagoletis pomonella (apple maggot), 753 nucleotides long. RefSeq names its product activity-regulated cytoskeleton associated protein 2-like. The transcript has a single exon. The coding region runs from base 1 to 753 and encodes 250 amino acids. Lineage: Eukaryota; Metazoa; Arthropoda; Insecta; Diptera; Tephritidae. The record is from RefSeq and is a predicted model, not a curated record.
AUGACGACUUUAACGAAUGAACAGUUUGAGAGGCUUUUGCAAGCCGUCAAUAACUCCAACUCACGACCUGGCUCGUUCAGUAAUUGUUCUGCUCGUUUUAGUGGCGAGCGUAGUUGCACAAAAGUAGAGGAAUUCACUGCUGCAAUUUCUACAUUUAAGUCAGUAGAGAAAAUAAACGAUGCAGAUGCGAUUAGCGGUAUGCCUAUGAUCCUUGAGGGUGAUGCAGAAGAAUGGUGGCGCGGGGUAAAAUCAAAAGCCAAAACUUUUGAUGAUAUUGUAUGCAUGCUACGUGAAGCAUUUUCCCCUCCAAGGCCAUCUUGGCGCAUAUAUGUUGAAAUUUUUGAGAAUAAACAGCAAAAAAAUGAGUCGACGGACACUUUUAUUAGGAAGAAACCCGCACUUUUCUCCCAAUUAACUAAUGUGCCAGCCGAAGCUGACCAAAUAGACAUUUUGUUUGGGUUGUUGCAUGUGCAAAUCCGAGAUAGGGUGAACCGUCCGAAGAUCUCUAAUUUUGAAGAGCUGCUAAACGAAGCUCGUGAAGCCGAGCUGUUUUGGCAAGAACGCAAGCAGAAUGCUGCAAAUGAUGGUCAGCAUAGUAGUGUAAGUGCCCAAGCGCGCUGCGGGUACUGUCGUAAGAAAGGUCAUAGCAUGGAUGUAUAUUUCAAAAAGAAAAACGAAGAGGCCAAAGAAGCGCACGUUGCGAAUAUAGCACAAGCAGUAGCUCUGAAACCGAAGUUUGCUUGCUACGGGUGA